Molecule: messenger RNA, 830 nt
Organism: Oncorhynchus mykiss (rainbow trout)
Lineage: Eukaryota; Metazoa; Chordata; Actinopteri; Salmoniformes; Salmonidae
Source: RefSeq, a predicted model, not a curated record
UUCCCCAUGUCUCAUGGCACCACCACCCUGGCCUUCAUGUUCCAGGGGGGAGUGAUAGCUGCAGCAGACACACGGUCCAGCUGCAAUGGGCUGGUUGCCUGCCCAGCCUCGCAGAAGAUCCUGCCUGUCCACUCCCACUUGGUGGGCACCACCUCGGGCACAUCUGCCGACUGUGCCCUAUGGAAGAGGAUACUGUCUCGGGAGCUCCGGCUUUACCAGCUCCGCCAUGGCAGAAGGCUGUCCACCGCUGGCGCUGCCAAGCUACUAGCCCACAUGCUGCACCCGUUUAAGGGCACUGAGCUGUGUGUGGCAGCCACUCUGUGUGGUUGGGACGGAGAUGAUCUGGCAAAGACAUCAGAAAGUGACUCAAUCUCUCAAGCAGAGGCACGGGGAAGGAAUCCGUGCCCCUCACCAGCCAUGAGUCGGCAGCACUGUUCUGCUGGAGGUAAACAGCUAGUGCGCUCUGGCCCCAGCUUGUACUACGUCUGCAGUGACGGGACUCGCCUGCAGGGAGCGCUGUUCUCUGUGGGCUCUGGCUCGCCCUAUGCCUACUCUGUGCUGGACGGAGGGGUACGGUGGGGGCUGACGGUGGAGGAGGCCAUCUCACUGGCAAGAGAGGCUGUGUACAGGGCCACACACAGGGAUGCAUACUCUGGGAACUGUGUGGAUGUGUACCAUAUCACCUCACAUGGGUGGACUCGCAGGGACAGAGAGGAAUUGAGAGAGGAGUAUUACAGAGAGAAGGAGAGAGAAAGAGGGAAGGUGAAGGAAAGGAGGGAGAAACAGGAAGGAGUGGAAGAUGGGCAGAGCAGUGGUAGAAAGAAGUGAAA